Molecule: messenger RNA, 1943 nt
Organism: Pseudo-nitzschia multistriata
Lineage: Eukaryota; Bacillariophyta; Bacillariophyceae; Bacillariales; Bacillariaceae
Source: the annotation of a GenBank genome assembly
AGAUCAACAACAAGUUCCGAAUAGAUCGGCCUCCCACACAGCAUUUUACCAACGAACAAGAACCAAGCACGACCAAACAACGAGGUGGCAAACAGCGCAUGCGCCAGAGGCACCGAAAAGCAGCACAUUUGCGAAAAGGCAACCCCAACAAGACGACCAAAACGGCAACGGCAACGGCAACGGCAACGGCAACGGCAACGACAACGGCAACGGCAAAGGCAACGGCAAGGGAAACAAAAGCAGAACGCACCAUGUCGUUCGAUUACGACGAGGCCGAUCCUUCUCCCGCCGGCGACGAAAGCGCCGGGAAUCCCGUGGACCGCAACGGCAGCGACAGGGGCAGGUGCUCUCCGAGCGGAACAAGCCGCGCGGGCAGGUGGAUCGAGGUCCUCCUGUGCUUCCUCCCGGUGCCCGCCGGAAUCGCCCUGGAGUUCGGGACGCCCCACCAGCGGCCCAUGCCCGUGGAGCAGACCACGACGGAGGACGGCGAUUCGAUCACCAUCGAGUCGUACCUCUUUGGCUUUCCCAGGAGAGACGAGACGGUCUCGCCGCCCCUCAUGUUCGCUCUGGCGAUCGCUGUUCCCUUUCUGCUGCAGGUGGGCCUCAUAGCGGUGCUCCAGAAGARGGGGGCUUCCACCCUCCGGAGGGACGCCCUCCACAAGACCUUGUGCGUCUAUUUCAUGGCCACCGGCUGGACCCAGACGCUGACGAACCUCGCCAAGCUGUACGUGGGGUACCUCCGGCCCGUCUUUUUCGAGUACUGCCAGCCCGACGGGGACUACGGGGAGUGCACCGACGAGAGCGGUGCGCACAAGGGAAGGGUCAGCUUUCCGUCGGGCCACGCGAGCAUGAGCGUCUGUGGGCUCCUCCUCUUCUCCCUCUUCCUCGAGGACACCCUGGGACUGUCGGCCUGGGAGCGAGGUCUCGGGGGAGGCCGGCGGUCCGGCCAGUCCCCGGAGGCCUCUCCCUGGACGAGGCUCGGAUCGGUGGCCUGCUUUUCGCCCAUGCUGCUGGCGAUUUUCAUUGGUGAGUGGGACACGGCAUGGCAUGGCAUGGCAUGGCAUGACCGGAUCGGACCGGGGCGUGUUCGACGGGACGAGAGGGGUGGGAUGUCCUCUGGUUUGUUUGCGUGUUUGGUGUUGUUGCAUUUUUGUUUUGUUUUGUUUCGUUUCGCGGAAUGGACCCGCGGGCGGAACAGAUGCCACAAGUCGUGCAUCGGUUUUCCCAUCUCUGGUUUUGCGACCAAUCAAAUCACAUCGAUCUUCCAUUCUCGAAAAUCUCUCAUUGUGCCUCGUUUCUGAAAUUGCUCGCACUAUCCCUCUAUUGAUUGAUUGAUCGAUCGAUCGUCGAUKGGUGAUACACACCAAACCAAUGAAAUGGAAUGGAAUGCAACACCUUCCAACACAAACGGAAACGAUGGCAAUGCAGCCGUGUCGAGGGUCCACGACAAUUUCCAUCACCCCGCCGACGUCGUAGGCGGGGCUUUGCUAGGUGGAUCCAUUGCCUCGCUCAUGUUUGGAAUUUGGUACGUGCUCGAUCUSUUGUUGCGAUUAUUUGUAGGCCGGGUUGGUCGCRAUUGCGAUUGCGAUGCAACAACAACAACAACGGCAAUGCAUCCGGUGCAAUGUUUGCCGCCAUUCGGCAGGAAUUCCCCCACUCACCCAUGUGGUUCGGUGUUUUUGUUGCCCUCGAUGCUUUGCCUGCGCAAYGGCUAUGAACRAAUCCCGGUGCAGGUUUCGAUAGGGGAUGGCGGUGCACACRGGKUGCGCUUCGUCACUGCUGCGCGGCGAUGCUGUGCUUGGUGGCUGUGCCGCGCUCGGACGCGAUGCCCGCGGGUCUCGAGAGAGCCUUGUUUCGUACUCUGCUUCCGUGUCCCAUGCCGUAUGGUUCGUCCGAAUACUACUAAUGAASAAACAAUAAUAUAAUAAAAAAUAAAGCAGUUG